Messenger RNA from Rotaria sordida, 978 nucleotides. Lineage: Eukaryota; Metazoa; Rotifera; Eurotatoria; Philodinida; Philodinidae. The record is from the annotation of a GenBank genome assembly.
AUGUGUCUGCUCGUUGGUUUAAUAAUACUUGUUUAUGUAUUUUAUCGAGUGUAUCAACAUUUAUUUCCAUCACCAGAUAUAAAUCCACGUGAUAAAUAUGUAUUAAUCAGUGGCUGUGAUACUGGUUUUGGCAAUGGAUUAGCAAUUGAAUUAGAUAAACAAGGUUUUAAUGUAUUAGCUGGUGUUUAUAAUCCAAAUAAUAAAGAUUCAUUAGCAAAAAUUCUAUCAUCACGAGCAACUGUCUUUAAAUUAGAUAUUUCCCGUCAAGAAGAUAUUGAUGCUGCUUAUGAAAUGAUAAGUAAUAAAACAAAAGUUCUUCAUGCACUUGUCAAUAAUGCUGGGAUUGCUACAGCGGGAUAUAUUGAUUGGGUAUCAGUAGAAACUAUGCGUAAAAUUAUGGAUGUGAAUUUCUUUGGACAUGUUACAAUGACUAAAAAAUUUUUAUCAUUACUUAUAGCUAAACGAGAUUCACGUGUUGUUAAUAUUUGUUCUGUUGCUGGUUAUUUAUCUAAGCCAGGUAUGUCAGCAUAUGCAACAUCAAAAUAUGCUCUAGAGUCUUUUUCUGAUUGCCUUCGUCGUGAAAUGGCUAUAUGGGGUUUACGCGUUAGUAUUAUUGAACCAGGUUUUAUGCGUACGGGUAUUGUUGAAGGACAUGAUAAAUCAUUACGCAAUUUAUGGAAUGGAUUAACAGAUGAUGUUAAAGAUCGAUGGGGUGAAGAAAAUCUUAAUUCACAAAUUAAAGGAAUUGUGAAUGAUAUAUUUAUAAAAAAUGCCGAAAAUCCUGCCAAAGUAGUGCAAGCACUUAAACACGCCGUCAUGAAUACAGCUCCACGAAUUCGUUACCGACCUGGAUGGCAAUCGAGUUUCAUUAUGUUUCCACUUUCAAGAGGUCCAGCAUGGUUAACUGAUUAUCUGAUGAUCCGACCAAGCCUAAAAGGAGCUCCUCCUGCUGGUAUACGCAAGCAACUCAUUAACUAA